UCCAGCCACAGCAGCACUGGACUCGUCCAGGGGCAGCGAGUGAGCAGCUGGGGCCCCGUAGAGCCGCCAUGGACCCUGCAGGGGCAGCAGACCCCUCAAUGCCUCCCAACCCUUUGGCUCACCUGAGCCUGCGGGACAGAUCAGAGAUGCAGCUGCAGAGCGAAGCCGACAGGCGGAGCCUCCCGGGCACUUGGACCAGGUCAUCCCCAGAGCACACCACCAUUCUGAGGGGAGGCGUGCGCAGGUGCCUGCAGCAACAGUGUGAACAGACUGUGCGGAUUGUGCAUGCCAAGGUGGCCCAGAAAUCGUACGGAAAUGAGAAGCGGUUCUUCUGCCCCCCGCCGUGUGUCUACCUCUCGGGGCCCGGAUGGAGGGUGAAGCCAGGGCAGGACCAAGCUCACCAGGCCGGGGAGACGGGGCCCACGGUCUGCGGUUACAUGGGACUGGACAGCGCGUCCGGCAGCGCCGCUGAGACGCAGAAGCUGAAUUUCGAGCAGCAGCCGGACUCCAGGGUGAGAGCGCACGGGAAGGGGUCCGAUUCCUACUCCCAUCCCUGCCUCUACUGGGAAAGGAAGUCUCCUUUAUUACUCCCUUCCGAAAGCCAAGAGAUAGGUGGGGAGACUGGGAGGCCGGGGUCUUGCCUUAAGGCAGAGCCUAAGAGUCUGGAUGGUGGAGCUUCUGGUCACCUCCGACGGGACGGACGUCGAUAUCUGGAAGAGACCCUGUACAUCUCAGAUGCAGACAAGAGGAAGCACUUCCGGCUGGUGCUGCGGCUGGUGCUGCGCGGGGGCCGGGAACUGGGAACCUUCCACAGCCGCCUCAUCAAGGUCAUCUCGAAGCCCUCGCAGAAGAAGCAGUCACUCAAAAACACCGAUCUGUGCAUAUCCUCCGGCUCAAAGGUCUCUCUCUUCAACCGCCUGCGCUCUCAGACAGUCUCCACACGAUACCUCUCUGUGGAGGACGGGGCCUUUGUGGCCAGUGCGCGACAGUGGGCUGCCUUCACACUCCACCUGGCUGAUGGGCAUUCUUCCCAAGGAGACUUCCUACCGCGAGAGGGCUACGUUCGCUAUGGCUCCCUGGUGCAGCUCGUCUGCACGCUCACCGGCAUCACUCUACCUCCCAUGAUCAUUCGUAAAGUAGCCAAACAGUGUGCGCUCCUUGAUGUGGAUGAGCCCAUCUCCCAGCUGCACAAGUGUGCAUUCCAGUUUCCUGGCAGUCCCCCAGGAGAGGGUGGCACCUACUUAUGCCUUGCCACAGAGAAGGUGGUGCAAUUUCAGGCUUCUCCCUGCCCCAAGGAGGCGAACAGGGCUCUGCUUAACGACAGCUCUUGCUGGACCAUCAUCGGCACCGAGUCGGUGGAAUUUUCCUUCAGCACCAGUCUGGCGUGUACCCUGGAACCGGUCACCCCGGUGCCUCUCAUCAGCACCCUAGAGCUGAGUGGCGGCGGCGACGUGGCCACGCUGGAGCUCCACGGAGAGAACUUCCAUGCGGGGCUCAAGGUGUGGUUUGGGGACGUGGAGGCGGAAACCAUGUACAGGAGCCCGCGGUCCCUGGUGUGCGUGGUGCCGGACGUGGCGGCCUUCUGCAGUGACUGGCGCUGGCUGCGCGCUCCCAUCACAAUCCCCGUAAGCCUGGUGCGCUCCGACGGGCUCUUCUACCCUAGUGCCUUCUCCUUCACCUAUACCCCGGAAUACAGCGCGCGGCCGGGUCACACCGGCGUUCCCGAGCCCGCCACCGACGCUGACGCGCUUCUGGAGAGCAUCCAUCAGGAGUUCACGCGCACCAACUUCCACCUCUUCAUCCAGACUUAGGCGCGCCCAGGAAUCCUGGCUGCCCACCGCGGAGGGCUGUGCCGGAGCCAGGCGCGGGGACGUGUUUCUGGGAUCUAGGCCCUGCUUCCUUGCCCCUUUGCUGUAGAAGGGCAGCUGAAGGCUCACCCUAGAAAGCGGGCCUGGUGGCUCUUACCUGGCUCACUCCCUCCCUCCUCCUUACACAUACAGGAAGACACGACCU
Messenger RNA from Rhinopithecus roxellana (golden snub-nosed monkey), 2013 nucleotides. It is a transcript of the gene RBPJL, whose product is annotated as recombination signal binding protein for immunoglobulin kappa J region like. The record is from RefSeq and is a predicted model, not a curated record. The coding region runs from base 69 to 1811 and encodes 580 amino acids. The transcript has 12 exons. Lineage: Eukaryota; Metazoa; Chordata; Mammalia; Primates; Cercopithecidae. Gene Ontology annotation, biological process: regulation of transcription by RNA polymerase II. Gene Ontology annotation, molecular function: DNA-binding transcription activator activity, RNA polymerase II-specific; RNA polymerase II cis-regulatory region sequence-specific DNA binding. Gene Ontology annotation, cellular component: nucleus.